GCUCCAGCAAUCGACGACGGUCAUGGUCAACCGGCAAGCGCUGCUCAGGGCUGCACAAACCCUCAACGUGGAUCUAGCCUGCGUUGGCAUGGGUCUGCUACAUUCGGUGACUGGAGUGGCCCUCUUGGACCUCGCCGACGUGUACAACACGGACGUGAAGAAUGUCGCCCAGCUGGCAACCACGCGAGGUGUCGGCAUCCUGGUUGGAUCAUUCCUGGGUGGCCGCCUGUACGACCGGUACAACACUCAGGUGCUGAGCGUCAUCAUGAUGCUGCUGGCGUCCCUCAGCGUGCUCCUGACGCCGCUGUGCGUGCACAUCUGGUACGCCCACGCUGCCUCGGUGCUGGCUGGCGUCUCGUCUGGAGCCAUGGACACCGGUGCUAAUAUCUGGCUGAUCAACCUGUGGCCUUCCAAUUGCGGUCCAGCGCUCCAGAUCUACCAUUUCGCCUUUGGCGUCGGUGCCUUUAUAGCGCCCUUCAUCACGGAACCGUUCCUCUCAACAACCAACGCAUCCGCCCUCUUUUCUGCGAACACAACCUUACAGAACUCCACAAACUUUCAGGGCGGAAUUGACGCUAUACUACUGAAUUCGGACGGGACAGUGUUUGAUGUCCUUAAUGAUACCAACGCCACAUCAUUCGCACCAUCACAGCUGCGGUACGCGUUCGGCAUUGUCUCCGGUUUCAACGCGCUUGUAGCACUGCUCAUGUUCCUGGUCUUCCUCGUCGACAAGUCCGAUAGCAAGCCUCCUGUGCCCAGUGCCGGGGGUGACGCAGGUUGCCAGGGCAACGGUGGCUGGUUUCCUACUGCCCUCCUGUUGCUGCUCGGUGCCUACAUCUUGGUCUACCUCGGACUAGAGUGCUCCUACGGUCAGAUGCUUCCGACCUUCGCGGUUCAGAGCACUCUCCACCUAAACAAAUCGCAGGCGGCCUACCUGACGUCGUUGUUCUUCCUGACCUUUACGGUCGCGAGGGUGGCGUCUGCCUUCUGGGCCAUGGUGGCGACUCCCUUCAGCAUCCUGCUCACCUGUCAGUGCUGCCUCCUCGCCACUUUCGGGGCCCUGGUCUUCUUCGGGUCCAGUUCAUCUAUGGUCCUCUGGUGUCUGACAGGCGCCGCGGGAGUGUCUCUGGCAGCCGUCUUUGCCACUGCGGUCUCUUGGUCGGUGAAGUAUCUGGUGAUGACCAACCAAAUGAUGUCGGUGAUCACGGUCGCCGCUUCUUUCGGGACCAUGAUUUCCCCGGUCGUCGUGGGUUUAUUUAUCGAGAAAGACGCCAUGGUGUUGAUGUACGUCUGUUUUGUGGCAACAGUAAUAAUGGCGCUGCUGUUUGUGGCUAUGCAUCUUUUGACUAGAGGUAAAGCUGAAAGAGUGCCGAGUGAAAAACCUGUUCAAAACAACCUCGACGCCUGACGUCUGCAACUUUGCUUGCAGCCAUGUCACUGAAGAUUCGUGCCAUACGUUCAUGCGGCACGAAGGGGAUAUGAUACAGACGCCAAAUCGCGCCAAACUGCGCAUUAUUGCACACAAUGUAUUGCGCUAUUUUUUAUUUAUUGAAAUAAAUAAAAAAGAGAUUGACAAUGCCAGCAUGCUGAUCGACAUACUGGCAUACGACCAGACACCUAACUUGCAUGGCAACCAAGUGUUGCCAUCCACCAGUAAAAGCAUCCCCUUUACUAUUAUUUAUGCCAUGGUGUCGCUACUUAGCUGCUCAUCUCGGACACACCAAGUGGUAAUGCGCCAAGAGAUGGAGAAUGCUAAUUUUUUGUUGUGC
Molecule: messenger RNA, 1769 nt
Organism: Ixodes scapularis (black-legged tick)
Lineage: Eukaryota; Metazoa; Arthropoda; Arachnida; Ixodida; Ixodidae
Product: sodium-dependent glucose transporter 1B
Exons: 4
Coding region: 23-1408 (461 amino acids)
Biological process (GO): transmembrane transport
Source: RefSeq, a predicted model, not a curated record